This is a messenger RNA of Cloeon dipterum, 2167 nucleotides long. RefSeq names its product nose resistant to fluoxetine protein 6-like. Gene Ontology annotation, molecular function: acyltransferase activity, transferring groups other than amino-acyl groups. Bases 20 to 1984 code for a protein of 654 amino acids. The transcript is spliced from 11 exons. The record is from RefSeq and is a predicted model, not a curated record. NCBI's taxonomy places the organism in Eukaryota, Metazoa, Arthropoda, Insecta, Ephemeroptera, Baetidae.
UCGAGAUCAGUCAACAAACAUGGGGAUUUUGAAAGUACUGCUCUGUCUUAAUUUAGUACUUUUCCCUUUGUCUUGGGCGCAAGUUUUGACUCCACCAUGCGCGGCUGAUGUGGGGAGGACCUUGAUAGAGGCUGCGGGAGGCGAAGAAUGGGCUUUGCGAAUGAUCGACGCAACAAGCAAGUUCCCGGACGGAAUUUUUGUCGGAAAUAUAGUCAGCUUUGGCCACUGGGACGAAUGUGUGCAGGUGAGCAGUGGAAAUGGCAUCGAGGGAAAAUACUGCAGGGUCGCCGCCACCUAUGAAAACGCUGAGUUUUUUUACAAAUUGGAGUUGGAAAAAAUAACAAAGAUGCAGAGCAUGAGAGCGGCUCCAGCUGGCACUGCGCUAACUUUGAAAUUUGGUUUGUGUCUCCCCCAAUCUUGCACCACUGACGACUUUGUGUUUGUAGCCGAGCAAUUGUUACCCGUGCUGGACAAUGCUACUCAGCUUUCAGUCACCGUAAACCCUGGAGAAUGCAGCACACUGGAAUCUGUCAAUUUACCCAUAGACGGCGGCACUAUUGCAGCAACUGUCAUUUUUUCUAUGCUAAUUGCUUUAGUCGUGGUGGCGACUAUUCUGGAACAUUUUAACAAGGGCGGGACAGUUGUCAAAGCACUGAGUAUGAAGACAACCUACAAUGAUUUGGUUCGCGUUCGCGAAGGAUCGUUUGACAGCGUAAACGGAUUGAAAGUUCUUAGUAUGCUCUGGAUUAUGGUCGGGCACAGAUAUGAUUUAGGCGCCCUGUCCACGGCAUCUUCAAAUAUUGCUCUCGCCAUUGAUAUGACGCAAAAUCCGCUGUUCCAGCUGCUAUCGAACGUAGGAUAUCUCGCAGUUGACUCUUUCUACCAAAUCGGUGGCUUUCUUUUGGCAUUUGGAUUUUUCAGAGACAUGAAGAGAGGCGCCACCUUUGAUGCUUUCAAAUUCUACUUAUACCGUUACAUUAGGAUAACUGCCCCAUUGAGUAUUAUGAUUGUCUUCUAUGUAACAAUCUUGCGAUACAUAGGCGAAGGACCAGAGUGGUAUCGAAUGGUGUAUCUCAGAUUCAUUCACCCGUGUGAAACUUACUGGUGGGCGGCUAUUACCUAUGUUAAUAACUACGUAGGCGGCCUAGAGCAAUGCGUGGAGCAAACCUGGUACACAUCGUUGGACAUGCAGAUGGCUUGGCUGUCCCCUUUGCUCCUCCUGCCCAUGCACUACUCACCAAGGGCUGGCAAACAGCUAGCUUUUCUCGUAGCGGCGCUGUCUUGUGCCAUUCCUGCUGCUAUUACUUACAUUAAUAAUUAUCCUUGGGGUCCCAACAAUGUUAAUUAUGAUCACUACAGCCCGCUCAUUUUCACUUAUGAAGUUUACUUGCCGACGCACACCAGAUGCUCACCCUAUAUUGCUGGAGUUAUUCUUGGCUACAUUAUGGCCAAUACUCCACGCAAGAUGUACUUUAAUUGGAAAACGGUUGCGUUGGGUUGGAUUUUGUGCGCAGGAAUCAUGCUGACCGUGGUUUUCUUAUUUGCCAUUACAUUGAAAUACGAUUAUGUUUAUGAGCCCAUCGCUGCAAUGAUUUACGGUGGAUUCCACCGCUUUGCGUGGGCUGUUGGCCUCUGCUGGAUCAUUUUUGCAUGCAGCAAAGGCAUUGGCGGACCCGUCAAUGCUAUUCUCUCUUGGAGACUGUUCAACAUUCUCGCCCCAGUGAUUUACGGCGUAUUUUUGGUUCACUUCAUGGUCAUUGCCGUGCAAGCCGGAUCUAAGAGGCAUCCCGAUACACUUGAAUAUUAUGACGUGAUUCACAAGUUUCUUGGGGACAUUCCGUUUUCCUUUGUUGGAGGCGCUGCACUCUAUUUCGUGGUGGAGGCUCCUGUGAUGGUAUUCAUGAGAAUUAUCUUCAAGAAGCAACGCCCUGCCCGCCCUGCUGGAAAAACCUCACCCGAGAAAGCAACAAAGGCUAAAGUUUGAGAUGCGGUUAACUCCCACAUAUUACAUAAUUCGACCUGAAAAGAACGGUACAUCAGUUAAAUAAAACUGUUACCAUGAUUUCUUGAUUGACACCCUAACGAGCAAUAAUUAAUAAAUACAUUUAUAAAACUGUGACGAAUUGAUGCUGUAUAUAGAAUUCAAUAGUUCGUAUAAUAAAUUCCU